AAAUAAUUGAAAAUCCCUGUGUCGCUCAUUUUCCACUCUUUUGUAAGAAAUUCAAAAACCCACACUGACACUUCACACAUUUCCUCGUCUUCUCUACGGUUUUUUUUUUGGGUUUUCCUCUCUUCGUUUCGAUUUCACCAUAAUGCUAUCAAAUCCGUAGCUUUUGAUUGCGAAAACGUAAAAAAGCAAACCCAAACCAAUGGCCGUGGCUUCUCUCUACUCCUCUCCUUGUUAUGUGUUCGCGUCUCUCCUCUGCUUCCUUCUUCUCUCCGGCGUGUCUUUCGCGGCGGACCCUUUCGUCUCCUACGACUUCAAAGUUUCGUACAUCACCGCUUCCCCUCUCGGCGUUCGUCAGCAGGUUAUCGCCAUCAAUGAUCAGUUUCCAGGACCUCUGCUUAACGCUACUACCAACUUCAAUGUUGUUGUUAAAGUCUUCAAUCAUUUGGACGAGCCUCUCCUCUUGACUUGGAAUGGCAUUCAAAUGAGGCGUAACUCGUGGCAAGACGGUGUUCUUGGCACAAACUGCCCAAUUCCUCCGAGAUGGAACUUUACUUACCAGUUUCAAGUGAAAGAUCAGAUUGGGAGCUUCUUCUACUCACCUUCUCUCAACUUUCAGAGAGCCUCUGGGGGGUUUGGUCCCAUCGUGGUUAAUAACCGGAACAUUAUUCCCAUCCCUUUCCCUCAGCCCGACGGAGAAAUCAUCUUCAUGAUUGGUGAUUGGUACACUCAGGACCAUAAAGCACUAAGGAGUAUGCUUGACUCUGGGAAAGAACUUGGGAUGCCGGAUGGAGUCCUCAUCAAUGGGAAGGGUCCUUACAAGUACAACAGUAGUGUACCUGAUGGAAUUGAUUACUUGACCGCUCAUGUUGAACCAGGAAAAACAUACAGAAUCCGUGUUCACAAUGUUGGGAUCUCGACAAGCCUGAACUUCAGGAUGCAGAACCACAAUUUGCUUUUGGUAGAAACUGACGGUCACUAUACCUCACAGGCGAACUUUACCGAUUUUGAUAUUCAUGUAGGGCAGUCGUAUUCAUUCUUGGUCACCAUGGACCAAAACGCCACAAGCGACUACUACAUUGUGGCCAGUGCUAGAUUUGUGAAUGAAACCGUGUGGCAAAGAGUCACCGGUGUCGCCAUUCUCCAUUAUUCUAAUUCCAAGGGACCUGCUUCUGGUCCUCUACCAGUUCCAAAAACAGAUGUUUCUGCCCCGUGGUCAGCAAUGAGCCAGCCGAGAGCCAUCAGGCAAAACACAUCUGCUAGUGGAGCUCGUCCAAAUCCGCAGGGAUCAUUUCACUACGGCCAAAUAAACAUCACUAACACAUACAUCUUGCAAAGUUUGCCUCCAACAACGAUCAACGGGUCACUUCGUGCUACACUCAACGGGAUUUCGUUUGUGAAUCCAAGCACUCCGGUGAGGCUUGCCGAUCGCAAUAAAGUGAAAGGAGCGUAUAAGCUGGACUUCCCUGACAGACCUUUUGGUAGACCCCCUCGCUUGGACAGAUCUAUCAUCAACGCAACAUACAAGGGCUUUAUACAAGUUGUUUUCCAGAACAAUGACACCAAGAUGCAGAGUUUCCAUGUGGACGGCUACACGUUCUUUGUUGUUGGGAUGGACUUUGGUAUUUGGUCAGAAGACAAAAAGGGUUCAUAUAACAAUUACGAUGCCAUCUCAAGAAGCACAAUCGAGGUUUACCCAGGAGGAUGGACAGCUGGACUAAUUUCCCUUGAUAAUGUCGGAGUUUGGAACAUCCGAGUAGAGAAUCUUGACAGAUGGUAUCUUGGUGUAGAAACUUACAUGCGAAUCACAAACCCUGAGGAGAAUGGCCAGACAGAGAUGGAUCCACCUGACAAUGUUCUUUACUGUGGUGCCCUUAAGAACUUUCAGAAGGACCAACACCACUCAGCUGCAACAUCUACAUUAAAUGGACACUUGAAGCUGAUGUUUAGCAUACUAAUGGCGUUGCUUGCCACGGUUUUCACCUUUUGCUGAGUCUUUUACAUGUUUGUGCUGAUCAACCGGCCGGGGAAGUGAAGUUCUCCGGUCUGUUUUUCUUGAUCUCCCUACUACUAGCUUGGCUGUAGAUCGUCGUAGAAUGUUAAACGUUGGAUUUUAUCUUAGUGAUUUUUAGAUUAAUUUACCCCCAUUGAUCCAUAGAUCUUUGAUCCCCAUGGAUCAGAGCAACUUCUGGUUCUUGUGUGGUUUUAGAUCAAAUUGGUUUCAGAAUCGUGUUUCUUGUUCUUUGGUACCACUCUCAGCAAUUGUGAUGAAAACGUAAGUUUUGUUUUUGUUUUUGUCAAUUAAACUAUUCACAUCCUU
Messenger RNA from Thlaspi arvense, 2317 nucleotides. The record is from the annotation of a GenBank genome assembly. NCBI's taxonomy places the organism in Eukaryota, Viridiplantae, Streptophyta, Magnoliopsida, Brassicales, Brassicaceae.